AUGCACCCCCUCACCUUCGCCGACUACACCGUCCGGAAGCGCCUGCUGCCCCAGUACGAGGCCACCAACCGCAAGGCCACCCUCCUGCCCCCCGGCCCCGACCUGGCCGCUCUCUCCGGGGCGAGGCUGAACAGCCUCGACAAAUGCUCGCCGUGCUACUUCGAGAUCGACGUGAGCUACAAGAACGUGGUGAACCGAUACUUCCUGCUACACCGGGACCGCACUUUCAGCAUGACAGUGUCUUCCACUGAGGAGGCAGGCUGCAUCUCAGUCGACAUCACCAAGUCGCUCAACCAAUACUGGAUCGAGGAGGAGGAGCGUCGCAAAGAGCAGGCCCUGGCCCCCCUCGCGGACAUGCCCCCUGCCUUCCGCGAACUGGGGCCGUGCAGGGACAUCUCCUUCCGGCACGAGCUGUCUAGACUCAGCGCCUCCUCCAGUCUGUCCCAGGAGUGUGUCGAGGAGGAGACUCCGUUCCUCGAGGCAAGGGAUUUGGCCCGCUACUACGGGGGGAAGGGGUUCGCCUUCGCCCAGCUGAGCGACAGCUUCGAGCUCGGGAUCGCUACUGAACGGAUUGUGGCCAACCCUGAGCACGACCCGGUCCACGCGAUCGUCCUGGAAUUCCUGAAUCGCGAUAAGAGGACCACUGUCUGCCUACUGCUGUCCAGUGUGACUGUGCCUGCCUGCGACACAGCUGUCCAGGCGGAGGACGAACAGGGACUGCUCUCGCUGUUUGUCCUGCUUAUCUACAAGUUCGACCCGGAUCUGCUAGUGAGCUACGACAUGGAGAAGAAGGGGCUCUUCUAUCUGUCCUACCGAGCUUGUCUCUACGGUCUUGACCUCUGCGCCUUGCUGAGUCGUUGCCUCUUCAGUAUUGACUUACUGCUGCCCUUCAUUCACUUUACUGCCUACAAAGUGCUCUGGGGCGAACUUGGGGACCUGACCGUCGAGGGGCCAAUGCCCAAGCACACGGCACGGGGGCGGGUGCGCAUCGAGAAGGAACAGCUGAAGGGCAUGUUUAAAAAGAAACCUUUUCUGCGCAGAAAGCUCAUGAACUUGAGUCCGACCCAGGCCGUGAUCAAGAAGGUGACCGCCCGGCAGAUCCUCGACUCGCGGGGACUGCCCACAGUGGCGUGUGACCUGGAGGUCGAGGACGCAGUGUUCUCGGCCUUCGUGCCUUCAGGCAAGUCGACCGGCAAGUAUGAGGCCGUCGAGCUGCGGGACGGGGACAAGUCAAAGUACCUGGGCAAGGGCGUCUUAAAGGCCGUGGAAAACGUGAAGCAGAUCGACGCCCGCCUGCGGGGCAUGAAUGUGCUGAACCAGGGGGAGAUCGACAAGGCGAUGAUCGACCUGGACGGCACCCCGAACAAGGCCAAGCUGGGGGCCAACGCCAUCCUGGGGGUGAGCAUGUGCGUGGCCCGUGCGGCGGCGGCCCACAAGCGGAUGUAUCUGUGGCAGUACCUGGCCGAGGUGGCCAAGAACGCCUCGCCGGUGCUGCCUUUCCCCUAUCUGAACGUGAUCAACGGGGGCAAGCACGCAGACAACCUCAUCGCCUGCCAGGAAUUCAUGAUCUGUCCCGAGAAGGCAGACUCCUUCGCGGAGUCCAUGCGCCAGGGCUGUGAGGUCUAUCACAAGCUCAAGGACAUCAUCAAGAACAAGUUCGGCUCGACCGGGGUCGGCGACGAGGGCGGCUUUGCGCCCGGCUCCAAGACCAUGGAGGAGGCCCUCGCGAUGCUGACCGAGGCGAUGACCAUCCACCCAGGCAUCCGCAUCGGGCUCGACGUGGCUGCCAGCGAGUUCUUCGACGAAAAGACCAAGAAGUACGAUUUGGGCUUCAAGGCCUAGAAGUCCGAGGUAGUGACAGGCUCGGAGCUGACCGCAAACUACCUGGACUUGGUCAAGAAGUUCCCGAUCAAGUCUAUCGAAGACCCCUUCGACCAGGACGACCAGGCCUCCUUCAAGGAGCUGAUGACCAAGAAGACGCCUGAGCUGCAGGUGAUCGGAGACGACCUGCUGGUGACCAACCUGGCUCGCGUGAAGGACGCCCACAAGCAGGGACUGGUCAACUCGCUGCUGCUCAAGGUCAACCAGAUCGGUACGCUUACGGAGUCCAUCGAAGCCGCGCAGUUCUGUCUCAGCAAUCAGUGGAAGGUCAUGGUCAGCCACCGCUCCGGCGAGACUGAGGACAACUUCAUCGCGGAUCUGGUGGUGGCCCUGAGCGCAGGCCAGAUCAAGACGGGCGCGCCCUGCCGGAGCGAGCGCCUGAGCAAAUACAACCGGCUGCUCGAGAUCGAGGCCGAGAUGCAGGCCGCCGGCCUCAAGCAGACCUUCCCGCCCAAGGCAUGA
Molecule: messenger RNA, 2343 nt
Organism: Hippocampus zosterae (dwarf seahorse)
Lineage: Eukaryota; Metazoa; Chordata; Actinopteri; Syngnathiformes; Syngnathidae
Product: enolase-like
Exons: 4
Biological process (GO): glycolytic process
Cellular component (GO): phosphopyruvate hydratase complex
Molecular function (GO): magnesium ion binding; nucleic acid binding; phosphopyruvate hydratase activity
Source: RefSeq, a predicted model, not a curated record